Trifolium pratense (red clover) is the source of this 705-nucleotide messenger RNA. RefSeq names its product 30S ribosomal protein S17-like. Gene Ontology annotation, cellular component: ribosome. Gene Ontology annotation, biological process: translation. NCBI's taxonomy places the organism in Eukaryota, Viridiplantae, Streptophyta, Magnoliopsida, Fabales, Fabaceae. Bases 176 to 487 code for a protein of 103 amino acids. Gene Ontology annotation, molecular function: structural constituent of ribosome. The transcript is spliced from 4 exons. The record is from RefSeq and is a predicted model, not a curated record.
UUUUGAAGAGGCCCAUCAAUUCAGUGAAAUCAGAAAAACGCAGCCGCAACUAUAAUCAGAAACACUUUUCGCACUGAACUCAACUCGCCGGAAAUCGCUGCCGGAGAAUUUCAUCGGCCACCAGAAACAGUGAUAAAAUCGUCCAGGGUUUGUUGGGAUUGGAAGAGCUGAGAAGAUGAAGCAAGUGGUGGGAAUGGUAGUUUCUAAUAAGAUGCAGAAAUCGGUUGUCGUGGCAGUGGAUAGAUUAUUCCACCACAAAGUGUUCAACCGAUAUGUUAAGCGCACUUCGAAGUUUAUGGCUCAUGAUGAAAACAAUCUUUGUAACAUUGGUGAUCGAGUUCGAUUGGAUUCUUCUAGGCCUUUGAGCAAGCGUAAACAUUGGGUGGUUGCUGAAAUUCUCAAGAAAGCACGCAUAUAUGUUCCUCCCUCUGCACCGGUGUCUGAGAAUGUGAGCUCGAGCUCUGUAGGACCUACACCUACAUCAUGAAUUGGCUCAAGGAGCAAUUUUAAUGUGGCAUGUUCCAAGGUUGAUUAGCUUGUUUGUGAUCGGUUAGAAUCAGUCUUUUAGACGUCAAGAUGAUAUAUGGUGUGAUCUUUAAUGCCAUAUGUGCAAAUGAAUUAUAGUGUAGGAUGAUCACUAAAAGGUUUUGUAUGUCUGCAGAUUUCUGAUUUUGAUAAUAAUUGAUAAGAUAUUUACAUGUGUUA